ACUCGUUCAACCACACUCGUUCAAAAUGUCGACACCGCCGGCUAACUUCCGCGUCAUCAUCGUGGGCGGCGGACCCAUCGGUCUGACGGCGGCGCACAUGCUCUCCAAGGCGGGGAUUGAUUUUAUUUUACUAGAGCGCCGGGGCACUGUGACGCCGCAAGACGGGACGAGUCUCGCCAUUGCACCACAGACGUUGCGCGUGUUGGACCAGCUGGACCUUCUGGAGCCGGUGCGGUGGAUCGACCAUGCUAUUCGGAAGAAGAACAUUGUCACACACAAAGGCGUGCUGUAUAACACGACGUACCCACCCAUUUGGGCUGAGGAGGACCACGGUCGCCCCUACUUCAUGGUGCACCGCCCCGAAUUCCUGGAAACCCUCUACAACCACCUCUCAGACGCCGACAAAGGCUGGAUAUUCACACAUAAGAAUGUUGUGGACAUCGAAUCCAACCCAGACGGCGUAAUCGUCAAAUGCGACGACGGGACUGAAGUCGACGGCCACAUCGUCAUCGGCGCCGACGGGGUACACAGCCGGGUCCGCAAAGAAAUGCGCAAUCUGGCCCUGCUCAAAAACCCCCGCGCAACCGUCAACGACGAGCAACCCCUCGAGGCCUCGUACCGCUGCUUGUACGCGACGACGGACCUUAUGCCGGGGAUGGUUCCGGGGGAAAGCUGGGGUGCGCACGGCAGCGGGGCCUCAACGCAAGUCUUUGUCGGCAGGGACCGCACGUGGUUUUUUGUCUAUGAGCAGCUUGAUUGGCCGACGCGGGAUUGGAAGAAGUACUCGGCGAAGGAGGAGGAGGAGUUCGUGGCGAAGUACGGGAAACUGGCAAUGACGGAAAGGUAUCGAUUGAAGGAUUUGUAUGCCGUGAAGAGGAAUAGCACGCUGGUGAACUUGGAGGAGGGAACUAUGAAAGUAUUCUCGUUUGAGAGGUUGGCGAUUGUGGGGGAUGCGGUGAAUAAGCAGACGCCCAAUGUAGGGAAUGGGUAUAAUAGUGGCGUGCAAGAUUUGGUGGUUUUGACGACGGGCUUGAGGAAGUUGUUGGACAGUCGGGAGGUGGGCGAGAUUGCUACAGAGAACGUACAGGAGGUGUUGCAGGAGUAUCAAGCACUGCGGGAGCGUGACGCAAAGGACAUAUGUGGCAAGUCGGGACAGGCGACACGGAUGCAGGCUUGGAAUACUUGGGGACUUUGGCUGUUUGAAAGGUAUAUCAUGCCGUGGGGCAAUAUGGACCGGCGGGUUUUCAGCAAGAUGGCAGGCGACAUAAUUAGGAAAGGUCGAGUGCUACCCUUCUUGGAGGAGAAGGAUCUGCGGCAUGGGAAAGUCCCCUGGGUUCAUUUUCCUACCGUUGGGCCGACCAAGGUGGAGACGUCCUCGGUUUCAUGACAUCAAACGGCGGGGUGGGAUCUAUAGAGCGUAUAAUACGAUAGCAUAAUUGUAAUAUUAAUAUAAAAUAAUAAUAUUAAAUACGCC
Molecule: messenger RNA, 1474 nt
Organism: Pseudomassariella vexata
Lineage: Eukaryota; Fungi; Ascomycota; Sordariomycetes; Amphisphaeriales; Pseudomassariaceae
Exons: 2
Coding region: 26-1387 (453 amino acids)
Molecular function (GO): FAD binding
Source: RefSeq, a predicted model, not a curated record